Entamoeba invadens IP1 is the source of this 822-nucleotide messenger RNA. RefSeq lists its product as hypothetical. The transcript has a single exon. NCBI's taxonomy places the organism in Eukaryota, Evosea, Mastigamoebida, Endamoebidae. The record is from RefSeq and is a predicted model, not a curated record. The coding region runs from base 1 to 822 and encodes 273 amino acids.
AUGGGCUUUCUUUUAAUUGUUUUUCUAGCACUCCUUGCAUACGUUGGAUAUUUGUUCUAUGCGAAAGAGCUUACUUUCCCAAUUGAUCAAUCGAUUUUCUAUAAGAAGGUAAUGGCACUUCUUGAGAAGGCUAAGAAAUUUGUUGAUGAACAACAAGCCAAACAGAAGUCGCAUCCAAAGACCGACGAAGUGACUGCUCCGAAAAAAGAAGCAAAACCAGAAACCAAAAAAGAGGAAAAGAAAGUCGAAGCGAAGAAAAGUGAACCAAAAGAAGGAACUCAUGUCCCAAAGCCUAAAGGCGAUGAACCAGUCAUUGAAGACAGACCAAAUGGAAAGAAGGAGGUUGUCUCUGGCGAUAAAAGCAUUCUGAUCGACCGCAUCCAACAAUCACACUUUGGCCCAGUCGACAAAAAAUUCAACGAAGCGUAUGCUUUGAAGGACGUCUACGUCAAAGCAAAAGAGGAAAAUGCUCCAAACAAGUCCGAAGCUUUUGAGAAGUAUGACAAAGCAAUCAAAGAAGCAAACGAAAUGCAAAAAGAUGCAAAUAAAAAGAUUUUCGAGGAGGUCAACGUUUAUAUGAACGAACCAGACGCCAUCGAUAUGCAUGGGUUAAAGAUUGAAAACUCAAUUGACAUUCUUAAGGAGGAGAUCGAUAAAGCCAAGAACGCAGGAAAGAAGAUUUUGAAGGUCCAAUGUGGUAUGGGUCAUCAUAACACGGUUGGGUUUUCUAAAAUCAAAGAAGCCGUUGUUAAGUACUGCAACGACAGCUCAAUCAAGUUUGAUGAAGACAAAGACCAUGGAUUUGUCAAUAUCCAGUUGUAA